This is a messenger RNA of Bursaphelenchus xylophilus (pine wood nematode), 1684 nucleotides long. The record is from the annotation of a GenBank genome assembly. Lineage: Eukaryota; Metazoa; Nematoda; Chromadorea; Rhabditida; Aphelenchoididae.
AUGUUAAUAGACGGCGGCUGUAACGGAACAGACAGUGAAUGCAAAAAAUACUGCAACGAUCGUAGGUGUUCCAUCGAUAUUCUGAUUAUGAAUUCUCUAAUUAUUUGAUAAGCCCGGUAAAAGUUUUUUGAGGGCUCUCAACCUCAGUCUAAUUUACCCACCCUGAUUUUAGCUACGUGGGGUCGGCUUUACUGCAGUGCAAAGUGUAGAGGAUUUUCGAAAAUGUGGCGAGAACAAUGCUUGUGGGGACCACAAGUAUCGUAUAACCACAACUCUACCGCAUUUACACUUACCAACAAGUUUUGGGAGAGGAAAGAUGCUGCUGGGUUUUGGGCAACGGACGAGAUGCAUAUUCGAUUCAACGGAUCGUCGCAGAAACUAGGGAUUGCGGCUAUUGCAUUACGCACAAUGUACCACGUCAGAAGCGAGGAAUCUCGAUUGUAAGCGUACUUGUAUUAGACGAUGAAAGGUCUUGCACACCUCAGCCAAUCGCAGCCCAUUUGUUAUCUUUAAUUUCAGCGGCACAAUUGGGCUAAGCCGGGAUCCACACCUAAAGACAUUUGUCACCUUACUGAAAGAAAGCGGCCUUAUCGAUUACAGAGUCUUGACUAUUGAUUACUCACCGGAAUGGUACGCUUAUUUUCACUUUGGUAUUCAUAGCGCAGACGGCUGUGACCGUCAUGUCAAAACGGUCACGGCACUGGGAGGAAGCGUAUGGAUGUUUGACGCAAAAGGCGUGGCGCUUCUGGAUUAUCAAUCGACACAUAAUUUCAGGGUGGGUGAUAGACCACGUUACAGUGUCGGACCUGAUCCAGAGGCAAGGACAUACAAUUUUGCAGCCGGGAAGUGUCAAAGAAUGUGGCAAAAUGCCUCCCUCUCCAACUAGAAAAACUCCGUUUUGAAGGGCUCCCUCACAAAAAGAGCGGGCGCGCUUUUGAAAUCGGAGUUUUGUCACUUGGAGAGGGAGAUAUUUUGCUACAUUUCUUGAUGCCACCUGUAUACAAAAUAAUACGUUGAAGAGAUCCUCGAUUCCUCCUCAACACAAUCAGACACCGGGUCUCCUAAUACGCUGUCCUAGACAAGCUCUCCCAACACUCCAACAAUUACCCAUGACCUCUUUAUUGUCCCAAAUACCACAAUAUACAAGCAGGCCAAUACACUCGACGUAUUCCAAUUGUCCACACACGCUGACGGCCAACUCGCUCAGGCUGCGACUUCCCAACUAUGACCUUCCUUUCCUUCCAAAUCCACGUCUCGGUUGAUUGCGGUGUCCUUUCGGGUCUCGUGGCGGGACGCAGCGACCGGUUGAAUGCUGUUGCGGCGGCCGUGGCCUCUCUCGUUUUUGCCACUGGAUUAAGUCCGCCACUGUAAACGUGGGUCUUGGGCCGAGCCGAAAGUCACGGCCCUGCCCGCGGCACAGGAGGGUUCGGCCCGGCCAGUUUCAAAAUCUAAUCCAGGCUCAUACUACAGUCAGAUAAUCAUAUUUUACUUCUAGAUUAUGCUAACCGAGGGUUUUUCAAGUUGGAUUCCUCGGACCCUCCUCCUGCAAUUUAUUCAAUCCGGUGCGUUAGCACUCAAUCAAGAUUUCGGAAUGAAUAAUUUCUACACAUUGAAUUUGUCUCACGACUUCUUCAACCACCACUUUGAAUACAAAGUUGAAAGACGACUUCAAACUUUCGCUUGA